Messenger RNA from Eufriesea mexicana, 936 nucleotides. Its product is annotated as U3 small nucleolar ribonucleoprotein protein IMP4. The record is from RefSeq and is a predicted model, not a curated record. The coding region runs from base 1 to 936 and encodes 311 amino acids. Gene Ontology annotation, cellular component: Mpp10 complex; nucleolus; small-subunit processome. Gene Ontology annotation, molecular function: rRNA primary transcript binding; snoRNA binding. Gene Ontology annotation, biological process: rRNA processing. NCBI's taxonomy places the organism in Eukaryota, Metazoa, Arthropoda, Insecta, Hymenoptera, Apidae. The transcript has a single exon.
AUGUUGCGAAGACAGGCAAGACUUCGUAGAGAAUAUCUUUACAGAAAAUCAGUUCAAGAUAAAUUAAAAAGUAUUCAAGAAAAAAAAGAAAAACUUAAACGUAGCCUGGAAGAAAAUAUACCAAUACAUCCAGACCUAAGAAAAAAUGCCUUGAAUAUACAGAAACAAUUAGCUUGGGAAGAUGCUGGACCUGAAAUGGCUGUUGCAGUUGGUACAGAAAUGGGAGGAACUUUAGGAUCUCAUGAAGAUGAUGAGUAUCGAUGGGCUGGAGUUGAAGAUCCAAAAAUUAUAAUCACAACUUCUCGUGAUCCAAGUUCCAGAUUAAAAAUGUUUGUUAAAGAAUUACGAUUAAUAUUUCCCAAUUCUCAAAGAAUGAAUCGAGGAAACUAUGAGAUGAAACAAUUAAUUCAUGCCUGCAGAGCAAACGAUGUUACAGACUUCAUAAUUGUACAUGAACAUAGAGGUGUGCCUGAUUCUCUUAUUAUUUGUCAUCUACCUUAUGGACCCACUGCAUAUUUUACAAUGUCGGAUGUUAUAAUGAGACAUGAUAUACCAGAUAUUGGAACAAUGUCUGAACAAUAUCCUCAUCUUAUAUUUCAUAAUUUUAAAACAAAUUUAGGUGAACGUGUCAUGAAUAUUUUAAAGUAUUUAUUCCCAGUACCAAAGGAAGAUAGCAAAAGAAUAAUGACUUUUGCUAAUCAUGAUGAUUACAUAUCAUUUCGCCAUCAUACCUAUAAAAAGGGUCAUGGAAAAGACAUUGAAUUAACAGAAGUUGGACCCAGGUUUCAGUUGAAACUGUUUGAAAUUAAAUUAGGCACUUUAGAUGCAGAAGCUGCAGCUGAUACAGAAUGGGCAUUAAGACCUUACAUGAAUACUAGUCAUAAGAGAAGAUUUUUAUCAGAUAUAGAUGGAUGGCAACAAGAGGAUGAUAUUUGA